AUGACUGGGAAGGCCAAAGCUGCUCUAGAAGAGCAGACUAUCAGAACUUUGUCAAAGAAGCAUAAAAACAAUAGCAAUGGAGAUAGUGGGAACAUGAACCUAAAAAGGCCAAAAAAAACCCUACUGCCUGGUAACACUCCCACCAAUGGUGCAGGAUCUAUGAAUGAAGAUGAGCCAGUUGACAAAAAUAGGCCUGCUGUUGUGCGUACUAAGGAAGAAGAGAAUGCAUUGUACAAAGAUGAUGAUAUGGCAGAAGAUGAGCUCUAUGAGGCAUAUAAUGAAGACAGAUUUGUUGACAAGGCUGAGUUGUUGGAUGAGGGGAUUCAAGCAGUCAAGUUAGUGCUUGUCAAGGUGCACAAGCUUGCAUAA
Molecule: messenger RNA, 369 nt
Organism: Suillus fuscotomentosus
Lineage: Eukaryota; Fungi; Basidiomycota; Agaricomycetes; Boletales; Suillaceae
Exons: 5
Coding region: 1-369 (122 amino acids)
Source: RefSeq, a predicted model, not a curated record